Messenger RNA from Sinocyclocheilus grahami, 935 nucleotides. RefSeq names its product excitatory amino acid transporter 2-like. Gene Ontology annotation, biological process: L-aspartate transmembrane transport; L-glutamate import across plasma membrane. The annotation marks the transcript as partial. Lineage: Eukaryota; Metazoa; Chordata; Actinopteri; Cypriniformes; Cyprinidae. Gene Ontology annotation, molecular function: neutral L-amino acid transmembrane transporter activity; glutamate:sodium symporter activity; L-glutamate transmembrane transporter activity. The record is from RefSeq and is a predicted model, not a curated record. The transcript is spliced from 5 exons. Gene Ontology annotation, cellular component: plasma membrane.
UUUUCCCUCUGUCUCGCAGGCCUGGCCGGUCUGGAUGCUCGCUCCAGUGGAAGAAUGGGCUCCAGAGCAAUGGUGUACUACAUGUCCACCACAGUAAUAGCUGCUGUUCUAGGUGUCAUCCUGGUGCUUGGAAUACACCCUGGGAACCCAAAACUCAGGUCCGGUCAGGUCAGCUCCGCCCCCAAGAACCAAGAAGUCAGCAGUAUGGAUGCCUUUCUGGAUCUGAUCCGAAACCUUUUCCCAGAGAACCUGGUCCAGGCCUGUUUUCAACAGGUUCAGACGGUGAUGAAAAAAGUAGCUGUCCCAGUCCAGAACCAAACAGAACCGAUCAUUGUCAAUAGGAAAAAACUGGAACUCAAGUGGGGAAUGAAUGUUUUAGGUUUGAUUGGGUUCUUCAUCACGUUUGGCAUCUGCAUGGGGAAAAUGGGAGAGAGGGGGAAGCUCAUGUGCGAGUUCUUUAACAUCCUUAAUGAGAUCAUCAUGAAGAUGGUGUCCAUGAUCAUGUGGUACUCUCCAGUAGGCAUUGCCUCCCUCAUCUGUGGGAAAAUUGCUGCUAUCGGUGACUUGGAAGUGGUGGCGAGGCAGCUCGGCAUGUACAUGGUCACGGUCAUAGUCGGUCUCAUCAUUCAUGGCGGGCUCAUCCUGCCAGUCAUAUUCUUCGCCGUGACUCGGAAAAACCCCUUCACGUUUUACUCUGGUAUCUUCCAGGCUUGGAUCACUGCUCUGGGAACGGCCAGCAGUGCUGGGACAUUGCCAGUGACGUUUCGUUGUCUGGAGGAGAAUCUAAAGAUUGACAAGCGUGUGACUCGCUUUGUGCUGCCCAUUGGAGCCACCAUAAACAUGGAUGGCACUGCACUCUAUGAGGCUGUAGCAGCCAUUUUCAUCGCUCAGAUGAAUGACAUUUCCCUAGAUGGAGGACAGAUUGUUACUGUUAG